Molecule: messenger RNA, 1580 nt
Organism: Helianthus annuus (common sunflower)
Lineage: Eukaryota; Viridiplantae; Streptophyta; Magnoliopsida; Asterales; Asteraceae
Product: squamosa promoter-binding-like protein 12
Exons: 5
Coding region: 149-1345 (398 amino acids)
Cellular component (GO): nucleus
Molecular function (GO): DNA binding
Source: RefSeq, a predicted model, not a curated record
GAGCUAGCUAGCUUCAGUGCAGAUGAUUAAAACACUAUACACACACCUAGUAGUAAAAAAACCUAUCUUCUCUCUCUCCUCUUUCUCUCUCUAACUUUCUUCAUUUGGUAAAGUAAAAAUCUUCAGAUUUUCCUUCAUUCAUCCUGGAAUGGUGCAGACUACUGUGAUCGAUAUGGAGUGGAACUCAAAGUGGGACUGGGAAAACCAUGAUAUUUUCGGUUCAAAAGCGGUUGCGGUUUCAAGUCCAAAGAAGGUACAAUCAUCAGAAGAUAUCGACGGGUCGUUUAAUCUUUCUGGGGUCGUUAAUGUCGACAAUUCAUCGUCGAAUUUCUCGUCUGAUCUUUCAAGAAGUUUCCAGAACAACACAUAUAACAACAAGAUAAAUGGAAAUUCUCCAUCGUUUGAGGCAUCGGUUUGCUCUUCUGAUCAGUCGAUUGGUUUAAAACUUGGUAAAAGAACGUACUUCGAGAACGGUUUUGCUAGCAGCGAUUCAAAAACACGCUCUGUAUCAAAUGUGAAAAAGGUUAAAGUAUCGAACAAGAGUAUGGCGGUUUCGAGAUGCCAAGUUGAGGGGUGCAACCUUGAUCUUUCGUCUGCGAAAGAAUAUCAUAAGAAGCAUAGAGUUUGUGAAAAUCAUUCGAAAGCGUUAAAGGUUGUUGUCGCUGGUCUUGAACGGCGGUUCUGCCAACAAUGUAGCCGAUUUCACGGGUUGUCGGAGUUUGACGGGAAGAAGAGGAGUUGCCGGCGGCGGCUUUCCAACCACAAUGCCCGCCGCCGUAAGCCGCAGCAGGAAACGAUCCACUUCAACCCGAGCAAUCUGUCUUCGUCAUUUUACGAUGGGCAACAACAAUUAGGGUUCGUGUUUAACAACGUUCCUCUGGUUCAGACUAAACCUGCUUUGAAUUCUGUUUGGGAAACCACAUGCAACCCGCAACAAACAGCACCCUUAGUAAAAGCUGAAAAACCUGAAGCUUUUCAGUUUCCGGAUGCUUUUACUUUCAAUAGGAUUACGCUGCCACCUAAGGCCAUCGCAGCCGGCGCUUUUCAUCAAGGUUCGAAUGCAGAAGCACUUGAUUUUCGCCGUGCUCUCUCUCUUCUGUCAAACAGUUCAUGGGGUUCAUGUGAGUCGGAUUUCGGAGGGCUUGACCAACCCAUGUAUACAAAUGGUCUCACCAUGGCUCAACAGGGAAUGCAUGCGGUUCACCACGGUUUGCCAUCCGAGGGCUGGCAGAUUGACCAGCAGUGCGUUGACACCCACGUUCAAUUUCAAGAAUCUCGGAAUCUUAAGGGACCGUAUGGAUUUCAGUACGGGAAUCCAAUGGAUGAAAUCUUGAAGCCCUUGUGACCUGGAGAAUUUUACAAAGUUGUUUAGGUUGUUGUUAUAUUCUGUUUUAUUUCAUUUCAGUGUUGGUUGUUUAUAGUUUUAAGGUGAAGAGGUAUUGGUCAACCAUUGACUUUAUAGUAAACACUUACCAUGGUGUUAUGGUUGAGAUUUUGGCAUAUUUAUUGGUAAAUUUCUGAACCUAUUGAUGAUUAUUAUCAUUCAGUUGAAGUAAAACAGAACCAAAUGAAUUUCAAGA